CACGCAGCAGACUGUACGGCGCAAGAGUGACGUUUUCCUUGCCCGUUGCUCAGAUGCCCAAUGAAGCACCAAACCGACGGCCCGCCCAGACAGGAAGCAGAAUGACAACAAAGUGCCCCAAUGCUUGGCUGUCACAUUCGCUGCACAAGCAGACAAGCCUGACAACAAGUUCGCACACCCUGCUGCUCGGGGUGGGGUACUGCGACGGGCCGGGUGGAGAAGAUCAUAGCGGCGGAUCGGAAUGUUCUCCGGAUGAUGAAACCGAAACCGGGAACGUCGCAUCGAAUCUCAACUUUCCACAGCAACUGAGAAUCUAGGCCAUGGGGAAGAUGGAGACCUUGAUGGACCCAUGGACCCUGUCUUACUUGGCAGCACAGCCCAAGACGUGAACCGUUCUUUCACAUAGUUCCUCAUAGAACAAAACACCAAGAAGAAUGCAAA
Neurospora tetrasperma FGSC 2508 is the source of this 441-nucleotide messenger RNA. RefSeq lists its product as uncharacterized. The transcript has a single exon. NCBI's taxonomy places the organism in Eukaryota, Fungi, Ascomycota, Sordariomycetes, Sordariales, Sordariaceae. The record is from RefSeq and is a predicted model, not a curated record. The coding region runs from base 54 to 317 and encodes 87 amino acids.